This is a messenger RNA of Dromaius novaehollandiae (emu), 2046 nucleotides long. It is a transcript of the gene ITGB1BP2, whose product is annotated as integrin subunit beta 1 binding protein 2. Lineage: Eukaryota; Metazoa; Chordata; Aves; Casuariiformes; Dromaiidae. Bases 143 to 1243 code for a protein of 366 amino acids. The record is from RefSeq and is a predicted model, not a curated record. The transcript has 11 exons.
CUCCGAUUACCAGCCACGAAGAUAGCCGCCCCCGGGCCGGCCGAGCGGCGCCGUGCGGAAAACCGCGGCCGAGGGGCACUGCCGGGGCUGGGACUCGCGGGGUGCCGCCGGCAGAGCCACGGGUGCUGCGGGAGCCGGGGCCAUGGCACUGCUCUGCUACAACGCGGGCUGCGGGCAGCGCUUCGAUCCCGAGCGCAACUCCCCGGACUCCUGCGUGUAUCACCCGGGCGUCCCCAUCUUCCACGAUGCCCUGAAGGGCUGGUCUUGCUGCCGGAAACGCACGACCGACUUCUCCGAGUUCCUCGCGAUAAAGGGCUGCACGCAGGGGUAUCACAGCACCGAGAAGCCCCCCGCGCCGCCCGGCCAAGAGGAGAGCUCGGGCGAGCCGAAGGCCAAGCCGGCGGUGGAGCUCAUCCUCCAAGGACCAGCGUCAGCGGAGAAGAUGCAGCGGGAAAGACCGAGCUCGGAUGAGCCGAGGCAGCUCCUGCCAGUCAAAGUAUCCCGGUCUCUGGAGCAGGCGCUGGAGAAACUGGACCUGUCUGCCAAGGAUGAGGCACCCAAGGGCAACAGUGGGGAGGCCGCUUCCCCGGUGAAAGCUGGCACCGCCUGCAAGAACGCGGCCUGCAAGGCGAUCUACCAGGGGCCAGAGAGCAACGCAGGGACCUGCACUUUCCACCCCGGAGUCCCCGUCUUCCACGAGGGGAUGAAGUACUGGAGCUGCUGCGCGGUCCGAACGACGGACUUCGGCGCCUUCCUGGAGCAGCCGGGCUGCAGCACCGGGCGGCACUGCUGGGCGGAGAAGGGGGACAAGAAGGCGGUGUCCUGCCGGCAGGACUGGCACCAAACCGGCAGCCGCGUGGUGGUGACCGUCUACGCCAGGAACCCGCUGCCAGCCCUCAGCACCGUCAAAGCCAACCGCACCGUGCUUGAGGUUCACGUCGUCUUUGAGGGGAAUAAGGUUUUCCAGGCAGAACUGGAUCUCUGGGGGGUGAUCGACACAGAGCAGAGCUUCGUGAGCAUGGUCCCCACCAAGGUGGAGAUCACGCUCAGCAAAGCCAGCCCUGUGCCCUGGGGCAGGCUGGAGCUCCCCCCGAGCAGGGCGCGCUCCCGCGGGGAGCAGGCGGAGGAGGACGUCGCCAGCGUGGAGGAGCCCACGGGAGCCCAGGGGGACGACUCGGACGACAGCUUGAGCUGGUCAGAGGAGGAAGAUGAGGAGAUGGAGAUGGGAACACCAAGCAACUGAUGUGCAAGUGCUCCAGCAGAGGAGAGGUGCCAGCUUCCUCCCGUACGUGUUUUCCCGAGGUGCCCGGGGGCCGUGGCACCACCUCCGGUGGAGCAGACCGAACCUCCCAGACCAAGCCGAGCGCCGCGUGUGCGGCUGCAGGGCACCCUGCCCCUGGCUGAAAGGACAAGCAACAAAACCACAGAGCAAAGGUUAUAGUCCGAUAUCCCUCAUAGGUGCUUAAGAAACAUCAGCGGGACGAGCCCCCCGGUCUGUCUCUCCCUUCUCCUGCCGCCGACCAGGGCAGGACGAUGGAGGAGCCUCACUCUGCGCGGGAGGCAGCUCACACCCAUGCUGGGUCCCUUCUGGACCUGCAUGGUCAGAGACUAGCUUUAACCCGGACCUCUCGCGUCCGCCUUCCCUGCCUCCCUCCGUCUCAUGAGCCUGGGAGGUGUUUGGACAGAGGUGAUGUCCAUGUGCAGGAGGGAAAUUUUUGUUGCUGCCUGUGGCAUUCCCGGGGGUUUUUGACUAAGCCCUUCAUAAAGCUGUUUGUAGAAGUGAAGCUGCCACGGGGUAAGAGGUUAAUAACUGAUGAGAAGACAGGAAACAGAGGUCGACUGUUGUAACGGAGGGGGAGGAGACUGGCAGGGGGAAAUUCCCAACCAUUUCUGCUGUUUAACAUGUUCCACAGAGCUGGGAAGGUGGAUGGAAAAUGACGUGUACUGUUUGCUGAUUGUGCGAAAAAGUUCAGCUAUUACUAAAUUACCGCCGAUCGCAAGCAUGACGCGUGCGGGGAGCGUGCACUUCGCACAGGCGGGUGCCCG